Synchytrium microbalum is the source of this 1476-nucleotide messenger RNA. RefSeq lists its product as uncharacterized. The coding region runs from base 1 to 1476 and encodes 491 amino acids. The record is from RefSeq and is a predicted model, not a curated record. Gene Ontology annotation, biological process: response to endoplasmic reticulum stress. Gene Ontology annotation, molecular function: protein-disulfide reductase activity; protein disulfide isomerase activity. Gene Ontology annotation, cellular component: endoplasmic reticulum lumen. NCBI's taxonomy places the organism in Eukaryota, Fungi, Chytridiomycota, Chytridiomycetes, Synchytriales, Synchytriaceae. The transcript is spliced from 8 exons.
AUGGUUUCCUGGCAACUACUAUUAUUUCUGAUUUCCAGCACCAGCGCUCUGUACUCGUCUCGAGAUCCAGUGAUCUCAGUAUCUUCAAAGACAUUUACGCAAGAAGUUCUGCAAUCUGAUCAUGCAGUCAUGGUCGAAUUCUUUGCUCCGUGGUGUGGCCACUGCAAGAACUUGGCUCCUGAGUACAAGAAGGCUGCUGAAAAGCUAAAAGGACUGGCUAAGGUCGUGGCUCUUGAUUGUGAUGAGGAAAGCAAUAAGCCUUUGUGUGGGCAGUACCAAGUGCAAGGAUUUCCAACUUUAAAGAUAUUUGGAGAGAAUAAAAAAACUCCUCAAGGCAUGAAUCUAUUCGAUAGUCACGUAAUCUUACCCACACUCGCUGUCUUACAAGUCACUGCUACAAUAGAUUACCAAGGACCACGGACAGCGAAAGGCAUAGUGGACGCCCUUAUAGAAAAGAUACCCUCAUACGUACAAAUAUUGACAGGCGACCAGGUUGAUUCUGAAGCUAAAAAGGGGUACAGAGUACCAGCAAACUUUGAUUCCUGGUUGGAUAAAAAUAAUGAUACACUAGCAAAAGCCAUCUUGAUCAACAAAAAAUCAAGUACUCCACCCUUGUUUAAAGCUUUAUCUGCCGAAUUCAAAGGUCGAUUGUCACUUGGAGAGAUACGAACGGCCAAAGAUCCAUCGACUGCUGCUGAAAGGUUGGGCGUUGAAGAUGCGCCUGCUGUGGUUGUUAUUCCUGUUGGGGGUGAACCGAUUCGUUAUGAAGGUGUCAUGAAACACGAAGGACUCUCCAAGUUCUUGUCUGAAUAUGCCAAACCUAAAGCAUCUGCAGGGAAGGAAAAUGCUAAAUCGAAAGCUACUGCCGCUCCAUCUCCUACUCCUGUACCUUUUGAUCCCAAAGUCGCUGAAAUCAAGACAAACGAGGAUUUACAAGACUUGUGUACUGGCAGAGCCGGUAUAUGUAUCUUGACAUUUAUGAAUCUGGAAUCUGAAUUCGAAGAGUCGGUUUCUGAACAUGCAGCCCACAUGCAAGUCUUGGAAGGGAUCAAGAAGAAAAUGCAUGAUAGGACGGCACCAUUCUCGUUUUCAUGGAUCAACGCCAUAACACCAGGCGGCCGUAAACUGAUUCGAGACUUUGAUGUCUCUGACAUGCUACCAAACAUUGUGGCUAUAGUGGCCAAGAAACACGUCUACCAGCCCUUCCGUGGUGGAUUUGAAGAAUCAAGUGUUGUCGACUUUUUGAUUGACUUGAUGGCUGGACGAGGAAGGAAUCUUAAAUUUGAUUUCGAGCCUUCGUUGAGUGAUAAGGUUAAAGAGGAGGAGAAGAAGGAGGAAGAAGAAGCAAAGGUGGAAAAGGUGGAUGAGACUGAGACUGCAACUAAAGCUCAGGAAUGUGGGGAAGGUGGUGAUGAUGAGGGUCUGUGUACCGCUCCGCCAGCUGCAUCGGAAGAAGCUGUCCGAGAUGAAUUGUAA